UCCAUCUGAUAAUCUGCUGCCUCCCUCUAGGAGAAAAACGCUACUUUGUUUACGAACAUAAUACCUUAUUAUCGCUGUCUAGAGUGAAAACUUGGAAUAUAUGUGUUCGAGUAGAAACACAUAUCCGCAAAAUUGAUGUAGUUGGAGGAGUAUAAAAUUAAUUCAAAGGAGCUAAUACGGUAUUAAAGUUACUUAGCGUUUUGAAUUGAAAAACGCUAAAGGAGCGUUCAUAUUCAUUUGCAGGCCGGAGUAGCGCGGGCUCGAGGAUUAAACAAGUGGAGCGGACGUGAUGAAAUAGCUCUCACUGCGUUCAUAUGAAUACUAUUUGAGCAACCAUGGGAGUAACACAACAUUCUAACGGGAAGGUUCAAGUGAAGGGAAAAUUGCGAAGUAAAGAUUUAUUCUCUGUGCAAAAUGUGUUCAACUGUUUGUCAGUGAGUCUUAUAGUUCUAUUGGCCCUUGGCCUCGUUACGUGCCUGAUGGAGAUCCGUCGCCUCUCAGGGACAACAGACACAAUAGAAAAAGCUAUUUCAAAACUGUCUGACACUCUCCUCACUCAACCUGCUCCUGUUUCACUAUCGAACUUUGUUUAUGAACAAAUGAUAGCCGGUGGUAAAGGAACGACGCCGUACAACAAGAAGAGGCAGUACAAGCGAUCCGCACUGAGGAGUUACCAGACGUUCGACCCUCUCUCCUCCACGAAACAGAGUGCAGAUGAGUUUUGCUGGACACUGCUACAUGAACGCUGUGGAUCCUCUAUUCCUGGGGCACCCGCUUCAGGACCACCGGGACCGCCGGGAUCCCCGGGCCAAAAGGGGGACCAGGGCCGCCCCGGGCAUCCGGGCCACAUGGGACCACCCGGGGUGGACGGUCAGAUGGGACAGAAAGGAAGCCGCGGAGAGACGGGACGAGUCGGCGAGCCAGGAGCAGACGGACCCCGAGGACCGCAAGGCCUUCCUGGAGUAAACGGCAUCACUGGUCCGUCCGGGCGGCGGGGAAAGCGGGGACUUCCUGGACAGUCGGGGAACCCAGGGAAGGCCGGAAACCCGGGCAUGCCGGGACAUAAAGGUCUCAAGGGGGAGCCCGGCGACCCGGGAACAGCCAUGAACAUCAAUGGUGCCAACUGCACGUGUGUGGGACAGAAGGGCGAGAAAGGCAUACGCGGGCUGAUCGGCUUCAACGGAUACAAAGGCGACAAAGGAUUCGCAGGUCUAAAAGGAGAAAAAGGUUACGGGAUGCAGGGGUUCCCCGGGCCACAGGGGCCAGCCGGCCACAAGGGCGCCAAGGGAGAUCCCGGAUACUGCCAUGCUAGCCAAUGCGGAGAUGCUUACAAGCGAACCCCGGACAAAGAUAAAUUGGACUCGCAAGCCAGCACGACAACGUCGACGUCAACGCUGUCUACGACGUCAACUACGUUCACGACGACGCUAUCGACGGUUCCCCCAAGUCUCCCUUCUCGAACGUCCGUGUGCCGGAUCAAGCGUGUGUCCACGCCCAUUUUCGUGCGUCAUGACGUCUCGGUGCACGGCUCGUUCCUAGCGGAUCCCCUGCAGCCCCAGAAGUUCUGGCUGUCACGUGACUACCAUGGGCAACAACUGGAGGAGUUCUCUAGCCUUCAGAACCUAAAGAACCGCAUCCCUGACAAACGUUACAACCUGCGCUUCAACCGUUACCACGGCACUCAACACGCCAUCUACAACAAUUCUUUUUAUUAUCAGUUUUCUGGAAAACAACACGUUGUGAAAUACGAUUUAGGGCUUCACGACGUCGCUUCGGCCGUGCAUAUUCCGCAUAGUCAUUUCAAUGAUAGCGAGUACCUAUACAAGGGAAGUAAAUCAUACUAUGACGUCAUAGCAGACGAAAAUGGGUUGUGGGUCGUAUACGGCCGGCCGAGGGGUAGUUCCUCAAAGUUGCACGUGAUGAAACUGGAUCCCGUGACUCUGGAAGUCAAGCGCGUGUGGCGGAAGCUUCCUUUUGAAGUGGGUCAGUACACGAACUCGAUCAUAGCGUGCGGGAUCCUUUACCUGAUACAGGAAGAUGGCCAGGUGAAGCGCGCGCGCAUCAAAGACACAUUUGACCUGUACAACGGGGAACGGGGCAGUGCGGACAUCAACCUCAAGAUCCCCUUCCGGCGAAACACCAUGUUUUCAUUUUACACAAACACCUCGGACCGCAGGAGCAGCGCCCUUCUCGCCUGGGACAACGGAAACCUCAUCAAGUACCCCAUACUAUUUUAACCUGACAUCGUUAGAAUUUAAUGUUACAUGUUGCCGCGGGUUUUCUUAUAGCCACUGUAUUGAUUUCGUAACUAUUAUUUACCUUCGAAUUGCAUUAAAAGUAGUCCGCCUUUUGAGUGAAAAGGUUGAUGAAUUAUGAUAAAAUUGUGAUAUCAUUAUGAAAUUAUAUUGUUGUAUAUGUUUUAAGUUUGUAAAUAUCAUUUUUGCUUAAACAUGUCGACACUUUCAUCGCUGGCGACAGCGAGUGAAUAUAUAUUAUCAUGUACAAACUACUAGUAUGUAUUAGCCCUUGUUCGAUCCUGUUUAUAAUAACAUACUUUAUUCGUGACCACAGGGUACUAAUAUCAAAAUACUCGUAGACAAUCAAAACUGUUGUGUGUACUUUUUGUUUCUUUUUUACGACAGCAGUUUGUGACAUGUAUAGAUCUGUAUAUGUAUUUAUUGUCUUUGAGGCUUUAAUAAGUAUGUGUUUUAUUCUAGAUCAUGUGCAAUGCUUCGAUAAACCGUUGCUUAUUAUAAAGUUGAACAUAAAUGUCCAAUAAAAACAUAGGAAUACA
Mya arenaria is the source of this 2794-nucleotide messenger RNA. Its product is annotated as gliomedin-like. Lineage: Eukaryota; Metazoa; Mollusca; Bivalvia; Myida; Myidae. Gene Ontology annotation, biological process: signal transduction. The transcript has 12 exons. The record is from RefSeq and is a predicted model, not a curated record. Bases 336 to 2237 code for a protein of 633 amino acids.